Musa acuminata subsp. malaccensis (wild Malaysian banana) is the source of this 627-nucleotide messenger RNA. Its product is annotated as late embryogenesis abundant protein 18-like. Gene Ontology annotation, biological process: embryo development ending in seed dormancy. Lineage: Eukaryota; Viridiplantae; Streptophyta; Magnoliopsida; Zingiberales; Musaceae. The record is from RefSeq and is a predicted model, not a curated record.
UUCCUAAGAUGAGAUAAGAACAACGAAAUCAACUGUUAUCAUGCCAUGUGUCUUGGCACUCAGCCUACUUCCACGUGUUACCUUUUCACUCGAAAACAUGGCAGUAAAAGACUCGACAUGAGCUGCAUGCAUUCCACGUAGUUCACCCCAUCAACGUUGCCCCUCCCCAACCUGUAUGCCUAUAAAGCACAAUGGCACCUGCUCUCAUCCUCCUCCAUGUUAUUAUCAAUCAAUAGAUCACGCAGGUAGCAGACAUAUAUCGAAAUGCAGUCUGUCAAGAAGGUGAAGGACAUGGCAAGCACCGCCAAGGAGAAGCUAAAGGAGCACGAAGUCAAGGCCGAGGAGAAGGUUGAGAAGGCCACUGCUAGGACCAAGGAGGAGAAGGUGGCAGCCGAGGAGCGGGCCAAGGCCAAGAAGGCCGAGGCCAAGAUGAAAAUGCACCAGGAGAAGGCCCGGCAUAGCGACGACGCCGCUGCACAUCGCGGCUCCCACUUGCUCCAUGGCGGCCAUCACCACCUGCCAAUCGGCGCCGCCACUCCGACUCCUCCGGGAGUAGCCGUGCCGACCUUCCCGGUUUCCAGCGUCCGACCUGCAGCCACCAAGUACUAGAACUAGAAUGUUUCUGUU